Messenger RNA from Gadus morhua (Atlantic cod), 1488 nucleotides. Its product is annotated as claudin-4. Gene Ontology annotation, cellular component: bicellular tight junction; membrane. Gene Ontology annotation, molecular function: structural molecule activity. The transcript has a single exon. The record is from RefSeq and is a predicted model, not a curated record. The coding region runs from base 6 to 647 and encodes 213 amino acids. Lineage: Eukaryota; Metazoa; Chordata; Actinopteri; Gadiformes; Gadidae.
CCGACAUGGUUUCCGCCGGGCUGCAGAUGCUGGGUGCGGCGCUGGCCGUCCUGGGCUGGAUCGGCGCCAUCGUGGUGUGCGCUCUGCCCAUGUGGAAGGUGAGCGCCUUCAUCGGCAGCAACAUCAUCACGUCGCAGACCACCUGGGAGGGCAUCUGGAUGAACUGCGUGGUGCAGAGCACGGGCCAGAUGCAGUGCAAGGUGUACGACUCCAUGCUGGCGCUGAGCUCGGACCUGCAGGCGGCGAGGGCCCUGACCAUCGUGUCCAUCGUGGUGGGCGUGGUGGCCAUCCUGCUGGCGGUGGCCGGAGGCAAGUGCACCAACUGUAUAGAGGACCAGUCCUCCAAGGCCAAGGUGGGCAUUGCGGCCGGCGUCAUGUUCCUGGUGGCGGGGGUGCUGGUGCUGGUGCCCGUGUGCUGGACGGCCAACACCAUCAUCCAGAACUUCUACAACCCCACCCUGGUGGGGGCCCAGAAGAGGGAGCUUGGUGCCUCGCUUUACAUCGGAUGGGGGGCGGCAGGACUCAUGCUGAUCGGAGGAGCGCUGCUCUGCGCCAACUGUCCCAAGGACGACAGCCCGUACGAGGCCAGAUACAAGGCAGCCAGCUCUGAGGCGCCGUCGGUGAAACCCAGUAGGGACUAUGUCUGAAGGGGUGGCGGGAGAGAGGAGGAAGGCAUAUGAUGAAGAUGAAGACUGUUUCUGAGAGGGGGGCCAGCAUUUUAAAGACUUUGUCUGAGAGGGGCUAAGCAUCUUAAAGACUGUCUGACCAGGGGCCAGCAUAUUAAAGUGGGUUUUUUUACACGGUUAAGGGUGCUGUUUAAAUGUUAAAGCAGUUGUAUGGAGGCUGAAUGCAGGGCUUGGUGUUCAGACCAAACCACACCCAACAAGUGCAUUUUGUCUGUCAAACAAGUUUGUUUGGACUAUGACUGUUUUUUUCUUUUCUGAAACACUGCAUCAGAAUAAAUAUUUUGUUUACAAAUAUAAUCCUCUUGUAUUGUGUUUAUGAUUAAGUCAUUUAUUUUUUAAAUGUUUUUUCGCUGUAACGCCCUAAAGAUUGGUUUACAUUUGUAUGAUGUAGACUUUCUUGUUGAAUUGUUUUUGAUUUAAUCACAAAUCACAGCAUGAUGUUGUUUUGCUAUGAUCACAUUAAAUAAUUCUGCUAUUUACACAUGGAGGAAGCCACCAUUUUGAAUGAAGCCUCAGUAUGCCUUCACGCAAGCAUCCAUUUUCUUUUCUUUCAUUUUUCUGUGGAUCAGUUCUAGGCGUGGCAAAACAAAGACUAAGUGGCUAGUUGAAAACCAGUCUUUGUUCAAACAUUACAUUGAACAAACUUUGAAAAUGUUUUCUUUUCAUUUAUUAAUUUGGGUUAAAUUACAGUAAGGUAUUAUGAUUGUUGUUUUUGGUUGCUGUUCUAUUAAUACAAAUGUUAUUCACUUUUAACUAAAUAAAACAACAACACAUUUCUUCUGAAAAUGUGAUUGAUCUACAA